UCGAAGGCGGGAAAAGCCUCGCGCAUGCGCGGCUCGGAGCGUCGGGCUCGCCAGGAUGGGGAAGGGGAGGUGGAGUUUCCAAGAGGGAGCUUGACCCGUUAGCAGCCGCGGCCAUGGCGGCGCGCUCGCCGCCCUCACCGCUCCCUCCGCCCCCAGAGCGGCGUUUGGGACCCUGGUCCCCACGUGUUGGGCGGGGAGCUGUGGUACACACAGUGUCCUGCGAGGCCACGGGGCUUGCCGGCGGAGCGCGGGAGGGCGUCGUGGACAAAAGCGAUAUCUCUUUGCGGGGCGAAGAAGGGUCAGGGGGCCGGCGAGGGCCAGGGCGGGCAGCUCCGGCUCAGGCUCCCCUCCUCAGCGCGCCCGCGGGGUCCAGGCGGCUAGAGGGCAUCUCGGUAGAGGAGGCGAUGGUGACCCGGACGCAGCUGCUAGAGGACGAGCUGAGCAGCCUAAAGGAGGAGCUGGCCCUGUGUCAGGCUGAUAAAGAAUUUGUAUGGUCUUUGUGGAAACGGCUCCAGGUGACACACCCAGAUCUCACACAAGCGGUCAGUUUGGUUGUGGAAAGAGAAAAACAGAAAUCUGAAGCUAAAGACAGAAAAGUUUUAGAAAUUCUGCAAGUCAAGGAUGCUAAAAUACAGGAAUUGGAACAGAGAGAAUCAGAAUUAAAACAAGAAAUAAAUGACCUUGUAAAACGGAAGAUUACAGUAGAUGAAGAAAAUGCUUUCUUAAGGAAAGAAUUCAGUGACUUGCAGAAGAAAUAUAAAGAUAAAAGUCAAGAAAUUAAGGACACUAAGGAGUGUGUACAGAAUAAGGAAGAGCAAAACAGAAUGGUUAUAAAAGAUCUGGAGGAGGAAAAUGAGAAAUUAAGUACCCGCUGCGCUGACCUGCUAAAUGACCUGGAGAAACUGAGGAAGGAGGAAGCACAUUGGAGGAAAGAAAAAUAUAGCGUUGAUGCGAAAAUAAAGGCCUUUGAAGACAGUCUAAUCGAAGCAAGGAAAGAAAUUGAAGUAUCACAGAGUAAAUAUAAUGCUCUAUCAUUACAGUUGAAUAAUAAAGAAACUGAACUUAUGCAGAAGGAUAUGGAUAUUACCCUGGUCAGGAAGGAGUUGCAGGAGCUGCAGAAUCUUUACAAACAGAACAGUGCACAUACAGCACAGCAAGCAGAGCUGAUCCAGCAGCUUCAGGUUCUGAAUAUGGACACACAGAAAGUACUGAGGAAUCAGGAAGAUGUUCACAUAGCUGAAAGUAUAUCAUAUCAAAAACUUUACAAUGAGUUACAUAUUUGUUUUGAAACCACGAAGUCAAGUGAAGCUAUGCUCCGGCAAAGUGUUGUUAGUCUUCAGGAUCAGCUAUUUCAAAAAGAGCAAGAAAAUGCUAAAUUAAAGGAAAAUCUUCAGGGAUCACAAGGAGCACCCUAUCCUUAUCCUCAAGAAAAUGAUUCAGACCACUCAGAACAGAUAUCCCAACGGCCAUCUUUAUCGAGCUUAGAAACCUUAAUGGUCUCACAGAAGUCUGAAAUUGAGUAUUUACAGGAGAAACUGAAAAUAGCAAAUGAAAAACUGUCAGAGAACAGAUCUACCAACAACGGUUCCUCAGAGAAGAGCAUCCUGACAAGUGCUGACGGGAAACAUAAGGAACCACCUGUGAAACGUUCAAGGUCUUUGUCCCUAAAGAGCUCUUUCACAGACUCAGAGGAACUAAGGAAGCUGAGAAACGCUGAAAGAAAGAUUGAAAACUUAGAGAAGGCACUACAACUAAAGAGCCAAGAAAAUGAUGAGCUAAGAGAUGCCCAUGAAAAACGCAAGGAAAGGCUACAGAUGUUACAGACCAACUACAGAGCAGUAAAAGAGCAAUUAAAACAGUGGGAAGAAGGCAGUGGCAUGACUGAAAUCAGAAAAAUAAAGAGAGCAGAUCCCCAGCAACUUCGACAAGAAGAUUCUGGUGCUGUGUGGAAUGAACUGGCCUAUUUCAAAAGGGAGAACCAGGAGCUAAUCAUCCAAAAGAUGAAUCUUCAAGAAGAAUUGGAUAAACUUAAAGUACAAAUAUCUCUUGAUAAGGCAACAAUACAAGAAUUGAAUACACGUCUGGCUGAGAAAAGAGAAGAACAACUCUUUAGAUAUGGUGAAGAUGAUGGGGUCAAGAAGAGUACUCCAGAGAAGAAUGAGAAAGAAAUGUUGGAGCAGACAUUACAGAAGGUCAUUGAAUUGGAAAAUAGGGUAAAAUCUUUUGAGACAAGGUCGAGAAAAUUAAAAGAAGGGAAUAAAAAAUUAAUAAAAGAAAAUGAUUUCCUGAAAUCCCUCAUAAGACAGCAGCAAGAAGAUGCAGUUGCCAGAGAAAAAGAGCUAGAACAGCUACAAAAUGAGAGUAAAGAUGUAGAAAAAGACAAAACUGAACUUCAAGUAAAAAUCAGUGAGCUGGAGAGAGAAGUCACUUCCCUGAGGAGACAAGUGGCAGAAGCUAAUGGGUUGAGAAAUGAAAAUGAAGAGCUGAUGAAUUCAAUGGAGAAAUUGCAGCAUUCAGCAGACAAAGUGAAAUCUGAGAUGACCACCACGAAGAUGAGAUCUGGACAAUACGAUUGUAAGACAACCACUACCAAGGUUAAACUUAAAGCUGCCAAGAAAAAGUGCCCUGUGGGUCGUUACCACACUGUUCUCAAUCACUCCAUCAAGGUUAUGAGCAAUGUGUUUGAGAACCUCAACAAGGACGGCUGGGAGGAUGUGAGUGAAAGCAGCAGUGAUUCUGAAACACAGACCUCUCAAAAUGUGGGAACUAUUAUUGUAGAAACAUCCCAGAAAAUAAGUCCUAUAGAAGAUGGAAGAGACCAGAAGGAAAGUGACCAAACGCAAGACAGCCAAAUACAACAAAAAGAAAUAGUACAAAUAUAUUCAAAUAUAGAUGGCAAGACCCCAAAGGAUUAUCAAUACAAGAAUGCCAAAAAACCAACUUUUCAAAAGAAGAAUGAUAAUAUUCAAAAGAGUUCACACACAACACUUCCUACCAGAGUUAACAGAGAAAAGUGGAAAAAUAUAACUGCCCAGAAAUCAAGUAGCAGUAUUAUUUUAUUACGAGAGCGGAUUAUAUCCUUGCAACAACAAAACAGUGUACUUCAGAAUGCCAGAAAAACAGCAGAAUUGUCUGUUAAAGAAUACAAAGAAGUCAAUGAAAAGCUUCUUCAGCAGCAACAAGCAUCUGAUCAACGAUUUCAGACGAGUAGACAGACUAUAAAGAAACUAAAUUUGGAUUUGGCUGCGCUUCGGAAAGAAAAAGAAGAUUUACUGAAGAAAUUAGAGUCCUCAUCUGAAAUCACAAGUUUGACAGAAGAAGUUUCCCAGGUAACAGUUCCACGGAUGCAAGUUACAUCACUUGGUACUUCAAGGAGCAUGGACUUGGAAAUGAAGCAAUUGCAGUGUAAACUAAAGAAUGCAACUAAUGAACUCACUAAACAGUUGUCAAACGUGAAGUCUCUGAAAUUUGAACUCCUGGCAAAAGAAGAACACAUAAAGGAAAUGCAUGAAAAGCUGUCUCGAAUGGAGAGGGACAUAACCAUGAAAAGACAUUUGAUAGAGGACUUGAAAUUUCGACAGAAAGUGAAUUUGGAAAGUAAUGAGAGUGUUAAUGAAAUGUUAGAAAAUCUUGAAAAAAAGGUGCAGACAUUGACUGAGGAGUGCUCCAACAAGAAGGUAUCUAUUGAUUCACUAAAGCAGAGACUCAGCGUCGCUGUGAGAGAGAAGUCACAGUAUGAACAGAUGUAUCAGAAAACUAAAGAGGAAUUAGAAAAAAAGGAUCUCAAGCUUAACAUCCUAGUAUCAAAAGUAAAUGAGACUGAAUCUGCCAUGGCAGAAAUUGAAACAGCAGCAUCUAAACAUCUUCAAGGAUUAGCAUUGCAAAGUGAGCAGGCCCUAGAAGGGGCACAGAAGAAGUUGCUGUUAGCCACUGAGAAAGUGGAGGAGUUCACCGUAUUUGUGAAGGCAGGCAGUAUUCCUCCCUUAACCCUUCUAGAAAAAUCUAAAAAGAACAGCUCUGGUUUCAGAGGUACCAGGCGCUACAGCCGAGAAUCUGGGGACUGCUCUGCUCCUUUUAAUCCCACGGCUUUGGUCAAAGAGUUACAAACUGAUGUCCAUUCGAUAAGGCGACAUAUCAGAGAGCUUAAAAAAAUGCGGAAAAACAGGGACGCUUAUAAAACAUCAACCCAUAAAGCCCAGACCUUGGCAGCUUCUAUCCUGAACAUUUCACAGUCAGAUCUAGAGGAAAUAUUGGACACGGAAGAUGAAGUGGAAAUUGAAAGGACAAAGAUGGAUGCUGAGAAUGACAAGGAAUGGCUGUUGUACAUUCAGAAACUUCUUGAAGGACAGAAUAACAUCCCAUUACAUGGAUGUACCACAGUUGGCUUAUCCAUCUACCCAUCAGAGGACAUAGGUAAUUAUAUAUCAUGGGCUGUGGCCAAUAGUUUGGCUGAAUAGUCAGAGACUUGGAAGGAACAUUGUUGGAAAAUUGGUGACAAGGAAGUCUGGGGAAGAGAUAUGUAAGUAGACUUCACUGAAUGGAUGAAAAAGGUGAAGACUUUUGUGUCCCAUGUGAAUGCUCACCAAAGGAUGACCUCAGCAGAGGAGGAUUUUAAUAUUCAAGUGAAUAGGACAAACUGUUCUGUGGAUACCAGUCUGCCUCUUUCCCCAGCCACCCCUGCCAUCUCCCAGAUGGACAGAGUGGCUAUGGUGGCAGGGAUGGAGGUUACGCAUGGACUUCCGCUGACCAAGGCCGACCUGGCUACAGCCACUGUUGGGUUCCCAAUUGCCAGAAGCAGAGAACAACACUGAGUCCCUGAUAUGAAAAAUUUUUCCAGGGGUGAUCAGCCAGCUACCUGGUGGCAGGUUGAUUACAUUGGACUGUUACCAUCAUGGAAGGGGCAGCAUUUUAUUCUUAGUAGAAUAGACACAGAUUUGCCUUUCCUGCACACAAUGCUUCAGCCAAAACUACCAUCUGUGAACUUACAGAAUGCUUUAUCUACCAUCGUGGUACUUCACACAGCAUUGCUUCUGAUCAAGGAACUCACUUCACAACAAAUGAAGUGGGUCAGUGGGCCCAUGCUCAUGGAAUUCGCUGGUCUUAUCAUGUUCCCCACCAUCCUGAAGCAGCUAGUUAGAUAGAACAGUGGAAUGGCCUUUUGAGAACUCAGUUACAGUGCCAGCUAGGUGGCAGUACCUUGCAACACUGAAGCAAGGUUCUCAAGGAGGCUGUAUAUGCUUUGAAUUAGCAUCCAAUAUAUGGUGCUGUUUUUCCCACAGCCAGGAUACAUGGGUCCAGGAAUCAAGGAGUGGAAAUGGGAGUGGCACUACUCACUAUUACUCCUAGUGACCCACUAAAGAAAUGUUUUCUUUCUGUCCCUGUGACCUUGUACUCUGCUGGCCUAGAGGUCUUAGCAUCAAAGAAAGGAAUGCUUCCAAUAGGAGACACAACAAUGAUUCCACUGAAUUGGAAGUUAAGACAACCACUCAGCCACUUUGGGCUCUGCAUGCCUCUGAAUCAACAGGCCAAGGAGGCAGUUUCUGUGCUGUUGGGGUGACUAAUUUUGACCACUAAGGGGCAAUUGGACUUCUACUCCACAAUGGAGUAUGUCUGGAAUACAGGAGAUCCCUUAAACCAUCUCUUAGUAUUUAAUUUAAUACCAUGGCCUAUGAUUAAAGUCAAUGGGAAGUCAAUGGAAAACCCAACCUAGGCAGGACUACAGACAGCCCAGACCCUUCAGGAAUGAAGGUUUGGGUCACCCCACCAGGUGAAGAACUUCAACCAGCUGAGGUGCUUGCUGAGGGCAAAAGGGAAUACAGAAUGGGUAGUGGAAGAGGGGAGUUAAAUACCAGCUACAACCACACAACUGUUUACAGAAGUGAGGACUAUAAUUAUCAUGAGUAUUUCCUCCUUACUUCAUUAUGAAUGUGUGUGUGUGUGAAGUUAACAAGGAGUGAACUUGUGGUAGUUAAUUUUAGGUGUCAAGUUGGCUCAUCCACGGUGCCAGAUAUAUGGCACCAUACGCCAAAUAUUCUGAAUUUUCUAUGAGAGUGGUUUUGGAUGAAAUUGACAUUUAAAUCAGUGGACUUUGAGUAAAGCAAAUUGCCCUCCAUAAU
This is a messenger RNA of Equus caballus (horse), 6116 nucleotides long. The record is from RefSeq and is a predicted model, not a curated record. NCBI's taxonomy places the organism in Eukaryota, Metazoa, Chordata, Mammalia, Perissodactyla, Equidae.